AUGGGGAGUUUAUCAAGAUUGGAGCCCUGUCGCCGUUUGGAGUUUCCAGAUACCCCGCCCGAGCUGGAAAGUCCUGGUGCCUCGACCGUUUCUUCUAGAUCUUCUCCAUUAACGGAGCAAGGCUGGAUCCAGAGAAGCCCGGCUUCCCUUCCCAUGUCUAACUAUGACAAGGCCUCUAGUGCCGGCAGGCCGGUAGCAGUUGGCGGAGAGCAGCGCACCUGUCGUGGCAGACCGGAGUCGAGCAAUCAGGUUUCUUCUCGACAACAGCUUCCGUCAUUACACAGCCUCUUUGGCCCUCCAUCUGCCAUACGUCUUCAUUCCGCUUCGGAAAGAGAGACGGCUUAUCUUGCAAAAUCUUCUCUGGACCGUCCGGGCAUCUCACCAGGAGGCGGUUCCAGCACGAAUUCCUACCUAUCUUCCAUUUCUUCUCCUCCCGUCUCCCAGCCGCGCAGCACGUAUGAUGCUCGGUCAGAUACCCUUUCUCUGAUCCCUUCCUUCUCGGGGCCUCGGUCUCCCAAGUAUGGUGAACCGCAACGAAACAGAUCUGAUUCUCGACCUGAAUCAGCGAGUAGCAGAUGGUCGAUAAAACAAGAGGCAGGCAGGCAGGAGUACUCUUUGUCCUCCAAGGAUGCGUCGUUCCGCUCACCAGAAAAUCGCCUGAGAAUUCAGCUUCCUGCCUCAACGGACUACUCUGGUCCACCAACUGCGCAGCCAAGUUCAAACAUGCGUCCGACCCGGGAUAAUUCGGUUGUAUCCGAAGGCGCACCAACCAAGGACGGUCUGGGUCCCAAGAUAUGGACGGGAACUCAUUUCCUGCCUCGAUUUGUCCGUGCCUCCGAAGUACCUGGUGAGGGGCUGUGCUACUUCUAUGACGACGGAAGCCACUGCAAAACGGUGAUUGACGGCGAGGCCGUGAAUGCCCACUGGGGAGUCACAAAAGCAGGCAAACCCCGGAAGAGACUCGCUAUUGCCUGCAUCACUUGCAGAGAAAAGAAGAUAAAGUGCGAUCCCGAUUACCCCAGAUGUGUACAAUGCGAGAAGUUUGGGCGAAUUUGCAAGUUUAAAAAUGCGCCACGGGGCGGUCACAAUACAUCUCCUUCCACCCCGCCGGCAGAAUUGGAUGAGAAGAGCAAAGAUGGAAGUCUGAUCCGGCAGAGCGACGCAGGAUAUGCAGCCAGUGAACCAUCGUCUCCAGUUUCACCUCGGCCUUUGUUGCAUGAAGCGUCUCCGGAAAUAGGGUUUCCAAACAAGAGGCUCAAGACAGGCUCGGAUUCUCAUGUCGCAAAUGGCGAAGCAUCAACUGCUCUCGGCCAGACCAUGGAUCACUCCAAAUCAGUGCUUUCACCUCAACGACCCGCUUCUGAUAUGCCGCGAAUCCCGGAUGAUGUUCUGUAUAGAGCUUGGCGAACGGAUCCAUAUGAAUCUGAUCCCCAGUCCGUCAAUACUGUUCUCUCUCAUUUCUUCGGUCAUAUCGACAACACCAUGGUGAUUCGCUUUCUCCCCGAGGAUAUUUUCAAAACCUGGGUUACCAGCUCCGUCAAUCGCAAGUCCCCGGAUGACAUGAUGUUGCUGUACAGUGUGUUGGCCAUGGGGGCCGCUCUUUCUGCUGGACCUAGACAUGUUGCGUUUGAAUAUGCGCAAGUUGCCCACUUUGCCCAGAAGUUUGCGACGACCGCUUCGCUUCAACUGGUUCAAUGCAGAGUACUCCUUGCGCUGUACAAUGUCGCAGUAUCUCGAUUUUGGGAUGCCAAUGAGUUGAUAUCGUCUGCGACAGCGACUGGGUCUUGUCUCCAAUUAAACCAGGAAAUUGACCGCUCGAGAGAUGCAAGCUUAACUACGUAUCCCUUUGGUAUGAGCAGGACCGGCUAUGCAGAGUCACGACGGCGGACCUUGUGGUCGAUAUUCAUGCUUGAAAGACUGAGCCCCUUGUUUCCGGAUCGUGCGACCAUGAUACACGCCGAAGAUGUUUACAUUCGAUUGCCUUCGGACUCUGAGAGCUUCGAAAAGGAGGUGGAUGCAGGAAUGCCAUUUUUCAAUCCAUAUGAACGCAGUCCUACUGCCGCGAGCGGACGACCAACAGAAAUCGCCAGUCACCUCGUCGAGAUGGUCCACAUUUGGUCUUCCAGCCAGUCGACGAUCCAUCGAUUGGCCAGCAGACCGAGUGCUUCCGAUGCUGAAGGGCUGAGGAUUCGAAGCUUGAUAAAAAGAAUACACGAUUGGCAUAAUGGCUUGCCUAACAGGCUGGUUUUUAACGGUUCCAACCUCGAGUCUGCUGCGUUUGCUGGCAAAGUCGGUUCGUUUUUGACGAUGCAUCUGCUUCGCCAUCAUGCUCUCAUUCAACUAAACCGAUAUCAUUUGUCGGUUGGCAAGCUAUCCGUGGAGUAUCGUACGAGUCAUUUCCAAGAAUGCCAUGAAAAUGCAAAAGGCAUUGUCGAUAUCGUUUGCUGCUUGGAUCGGAUCCUGCGUGUCCGUCCCACCAUUUUGAGUACACCACCACCCACAAUGUCGAUUGCUGUAACAACUGCCAUGGACGUUUUGACUUCGAACGGGCCUCUGAGUGCCAUCAAUGACAUUGUUGACAGCUUGAAAGUUGCGAAGACGGCAGUUGAGAGCACUGCUAAGACUUGGGAGCACGCGCGUGCAUCUCAACUAGCCCUUGACCAGCGUCUGCAAAAAUUGUGCAGAAUUCGAGACAGAGGCACCCAACCUCUCAUGUCUGAAGACUAUAGGACCGGCAAUCUGUCAGGGAAUGCAUCGGAGCAUCGCUGGCAAAUUUACUGGCCUCUUGAGCGAACGUAUCCUAGUGAUAUGGAUGUGGUCUAUUGCUCUUACCAUUGA
Molecule: messenger RNA, 2838 nt
Organism: Ustilaginoidea virens
Lineage: Eukaryota; Fungi; Ascomycota; Sordariomycetes; Hypocreales; Clavicipitaceae
Exons: 2
Coding region: 1-2838 (945 amino acids)
Biological process (GO): DNA-templated transcription; regulation of DNA-templated transcription
Cellular component (GO): nucleus
Molecular function (GO): DNA binding; DNA-binding transcription factor activity, RNA polymerase II-specific; zinc ion binding
Source: RefSeq, a predicted model, not a curated record